AUGAUUCUGCUUUCGCCUCAAGACAUUUUGGCCGACAAAAUGGACGACGCUGUUGCCACUGCCGAUUUUGCUGACUGCUCUGUAGGCCGGAAGGAGAACACCGCGACCGGUGGAGACAGAGCUGGUCUACGACUCCGGCAGUGGCCACGGUCGAGCAGAAACUCAGCCAAACGCGAGCGAUUUCCGUUGUCGGGCACUGGUGAUCGUGAAAAGGCAUUGACCUGUUUGGCUCUGUUAAUCGAAGCACAGACCAGUCUGGGCGUCCUCGAUCAGAGGGUCAGUAUCACAUUAUUGUGGAGGCUUUUAUUUCCUAUGAAGAUUUGA
Molecule: messenger RNA, 324 nt
Organism: Protopolystoma xenopodis
Lineage: Eukaryota; Metazoa; Platyhelminthes; Monogenea; Polystomatidea; Polystomatidae
Source: the annotation of a GenBank genome assembly